AUUAUUUUGUGGCUUGUAGCUAACAUAAUGCUAGACAGCAGUCGGAGACAUUCAAGCCUGAUGAUUGUCUUUGCUUCAUGUUCCUAGUGAGGGCCAUGAAAGCAUAGCUGGGACGUCAGAUAACUCCAAACCUGUGAGGCAAAAAUUCCUCAAAGAGAACGGGUGGAGGAGGGGCGGAGAGCUCUCUGUUUUGAAAACAUCUCAGAAAAAUCUUGGAAGGAGAUCAUACAUCUUAUUUGUGUCUUCCUCUCCAAAAAGGAAGACUUUAAUCUGCAUAAAUUAAAACAUAAAUUGGAUAAAAAGGUUCCUUAUUUGUAUUACUCCCUUUCCUGACUGUUUCUUAUUUGCAGGCCUCAUGAUGCCCAUUGAAAGACUGAGCAGAUGGGUAUUCUUGUCUCAAGGUUCUGCUGAAGGUCAUGGCGAGCAGGAAUUAAUCUUCCUCAAUACUUAGCCAAGCUGCGUGUCACUUGCCCUUCUUUGGCUCAGGUUGUGCACUGCCGGCAGCUUGGUAAAGGGUGUAGUUGGAGAGCAGGGGCAACUGAGCAGAAAGCUGAACUGUUGCGUUUCACAACAGACGAGGUCUGGUGUUUCAAGAAUGGGGGUAGGAAUUGGACGUGAGUUCAGGAAGAAUGUGACAGGAAAGAAACGAGAACAGUGAAAUCCUUUAUCCUUUCAAUGCCUUGCUCUUCCCGUGUGUAUAGUGCAUGUACAUGACUUCGACAGUAACGCCAAAUUAUCCGUAGCUUAAUUGUGCUAUAAAGUUCUUAUUUUCAUGACAUGGGUGCAGCUUUUUCUCCUGCAGUUUCAGGCAUAACUCAAGUUUCCCAGUGUAUUAUCACCAUAAAGGACAUCGAGAAUUGCUGUUGCAUCAUGCUGAGGUAAAAGUGUAUGUUGUCCAAGGGUUACGGCACGGAACUAAGACUCUCAGCUCCUGAACUUAAUUUCCUGUUUUGAAAUCAGCUGUGGCAUGCUGCAGCUGGGGCCUGUUAUUCUGAGAGCUGCUGGGCACUUGUGAUUCCUGUUGAAGUCUGAGAGCUGCAGGUUAUGAGCACUUCUGAAACUGCAAGCUCAUGCGAAGUUAGAUUUUUCCACAAUAGCCACUUGAAAUGAAUGGUCAUUAAAAACUCAGCCUGAAGCUCCUCAUGUCUCUUUCUCAGUCUCUUCCACAUGUUCCGUGAUUAUUGUCUUCUCCACAGGCAUAAUCAUCAGAUAAUUUUUAUUGCACUUUGAGAUUCUACACAAAAUAAUGUCAGUUCUUACACAUGAAAAAUAUAAAAACAAUAGCAAUUUGGACAUUCACAUAAAGAAAUAUAAAAAUAACUAUAGGACUAAAAAGUGUUGUAGAAGGUGAAAUCUAGACAAAUAUCAGUCAAACUCUUGCCAACAGCAAGGUACAGCUAGUGUUUAAAGUGUUAGCCUGAGAUAUAGGGGAUUAGAUUCGGUUUCCUCUGUACUGGACUUCGGCAAAUCUUAAGCAAAUAAUGCGAUUGUUCUUUUCCCACGUCUAAAAUGUAGGUAACACUCUUUCCUCACAGAUCUGUUCUGAGAAUAAGUACAAGACAGACUGCAAAAUUCCCAGAUCAUGGGACUGUGAGAAUACCCUUAAAUUGAGAUUGUUAUACGUAGAGAUUUAGCUAUGUAGUCUCACACAGUGUCUUCCAUUCAAACUACUCUUCAUCCGUGUUUGAGAGCUCAAACUUUAUUACAGAGGGUUGGAAUAUACAAAUCUGGGGUUUUCUGUAUAUUGAAGCCCAAUAAAAAAGCGUUUUCCACAAUAAUAUUGUCUCCUCUGAUUAGAGGAGCAACAUUAUUAGCAACAUUAUGCUAAUUUUUAUGCAAUUAUAUUAGGUAAAUAAGAUUACAAAGCUUUUGUGAAGAACUAUUUAUACUACUUGGUAUUAUUUUUAAUUACAUUCUGAUCUCACGUUGUUCAAUGUCUCAUGCUUGACCACCAAAUUUUGGAAUUAGAGAAAUUUCAAGUAGCAUUUUCAGGAAUAUCUAGGGCACUUCGGAGUCCAAGUUCACGGAUAUACUCUCCUUAGUAACUAGGAUAUUUUUAAAGAUGUUCUACUUUGUGGAUAGCCUGCUGUUCGUCGCAGCCCUCAGCCCCUCCCUCAGUUCACAGAGCCAUGGAAAACACUGUCAGAAAAGACCAGGAGUGCAUGCGGCUUGGUCUGGUGUCCCCUGCCACUCCUGACCGACGUUCACCUGCGCUGUGCGCUACCUGCUUGCUGGUGUGCAGGUAACGUACGAGCUAGGCUGGUAUGCUUGCCAGGCACAGCUGCUGUGGCUAAAAGGAUUUGAUGACUUGUGGUGCUGGCACUGACAAGGUGACAGAAAGAGUAGAGCCCUUGUUCAGUAGCAACCUCACACCAAACGUGUGGUCGACACGUCUAAAUGAGGUGGAUGAGGGUGUGCAAAGAAUGGUUUAGCUGUGACACUUUGAGAAGAAUAUUUUAUAGGGUAUUAAUACACCAGCAGACUUGUUUAAUCAAGUCUCAGCCCUUAUUUCUAUAUAAUCAUUAUUUGCACCUCCUUGUGACCAUCUGAAAUACCUAUUAUUUAUUUGCAAAACAUAUUUCUAGUAUAUAAUAAUUGUGUACUACUAAUUGCACGCUAACCUGUGUAUACUUUCAUGCAAUCCAAUUUAAUAGAAAAAAGAAGCUACAGGAUUUUCCUUUUUAAGCUCAACAUUUUAGCAUGAAUUUCUUAUGUUGUAAAUUCUGGCAGUGCUAUCAUAUCGUUCACAGAUUUACAGUUCUAGAGCUGGAAUUGCUGCUAUAACGAUCAGAUGUCAGCACUGAAUGUGGAAAGCCCAUUAACUUAGCUGAGCUGCUUUGCAAUAUCAUGGUAAAAAAAUGUUACUAAUACAAAUUAAACCUUUGUUAGGGUAACAGUAAAAAAUAAAUUAAAUCAGAAUAGCUUUGUAAGUAACGUGGCUUUACCUGUAUAAUUUUGCUAAAGGAAAGCUGCUCAGCUGCAGACAGACGCCAGGCAGCAGCCAGAGCACGUUGGAGAUUUCUUCUUGUGAGGGGCAUUUUGAACAAAACGUGGGGUGACACAGAGGCGACCCACACUCAGCGUCAGCAAACUAAAGCAGCCGCUUCUGCGUAGAAAACAUAUCCAUGGUGCUGUUCUUAUUGAUAUACUGAUGUACUGCUCGCUGUUUAAAAUCCCCAUAUUGCCCACUACAUACUGUAUUGUUUGCUCCAGCAGUGCCCUCUGCUGUCUCCUAGCAUUGAAUGUAUGGCCAAAGAGCCUUUUCCCCCCAGGUCUCAAGUACCUGAAAUCUAGUUCUCAAAAAUCAUUUCCCUUUAAAAAGACAGAGAAAGAAAAGACAUAUCAUGUUGUUUUAGUAAUGUACAAGUUACACAUUAACUUUAAAUAAGCAAAAACAAAAUGUCCCCUAACCAAGGUAUGAGUACAGAUGACUUUCAUUUUCUAGCUAUAUUCUCAUCCAAGAAUGAAGGUGGGAAAAAAAAAGGCAUUUUCAGAACUGCUUAGGCACCUUAAGUCCCCAAUACAAUUAAUCUGCUAAAAGGUUAAGCCAUUCUCCUGUGUGUCCUUGUUUGAAAAUUAAGUUAAUUCAACAGCUCAUUAAAUGCAUCUCUCUUUUUUUUAGCAGUACCCCUGAUUUACACAGGAGUAAAAAAGGCCAUACAAUUUCAGGUUUAUUCUGACAACUUCUGGCUACUCCAGUACUCCAUACGGAGAUAUUUCUGUGGGCCCAAGCCCAAGAGCAUCUGUGGAGACAGGGACUCUGGCCUUUUUGGAUCCCCUUUGACGUGCUGCUGUUCAUCGUAUGGUUUUGCUUACAAGUCUGGGGGUUGUUCUGUAGAUAAGAUCUAACUGUGCUUAGAAAAACAACCACUGUUGGCUGCAUCAGUUAGUAACUGUAAGCAAGAGACAGUGAAUGACUAGUUUCUGUUGCCUCUUGCUCAGUCUUGAGCACUUUAGAAGCUUUGUGAUGCCACUAGAGUUGAUCUGGAAUUAGGACUUACAUCCCCACUUAACUGGGGUCCAGGUUAGUGACACAAGAGUGAUGAUGUUCUCUGAGUUUCAUCUAUCACAUACUCCAAAACAAAAAAAUACCUGCUCUUCAUUUUCUGGCUCUCUAACCCUUUAUCCAUUUAAUUUAUUUGUGAAUUAAAGCUGAAUUCACAUUCAGUCCAUUUUAGAAUCUCCUUAAAGACUUUUAAACUACUGAUGCAAUCAUUCGCCUUCACAAGAACCAGCCAGAUUUUGCUCUUGAUGAAGAUUGCUUUAAGCAGAUCAUCUGUAUAGUAGUAAAUACAUUUUCCACUUUUGGCUACCCUAGCAACCUAAAGGUAAUUGGCUGAGCCCUGAGUUGGUAACCCAAAUAUUUAAAAACACGAGUGGUUAAAGUUUAACCCACUGUCAGGAUGAAGAUCUGGCAAUAGAAGCUGUGUGUCAGGAUUCAUUCUUCGCCUGGAGAACAAGGCGGCAGUAACACUCAUGUAGUAUUGUCUCUUACGGAAUAUGGGAUGAGUAAAGCAGACCACGUUAACGGUUGAAAGUAGGAUUUUCCACCAUGAAUGGAUACCCAAACUGCUCUGCUAACCAUACUAAAAUUUGGAGUCAUUAUUUAGUACUUGCACUGGGCAUCCCUCAACUGACCAUUAACAUAGCAUCUGUCAUCUUCAACUGCACAGUCAUCUUCACCAGAAUGGCGACGAAGGAUCUGCACAAGCCGAUCUCUAUACUCUUCUGCAAUUUGGCUUUGUCUGAUCUCUUCACCAGCUUUUCUGGCUUUUGGAUUUCAAUGCUGUUCAUCACCAAUCCUGACAUUACAAUCUUUGGAUCCAAGGAUAUGCUCGCACCUUAUGCCCUAUAUACUAUGUCUAUUUUAUCCACCAUCUAUAACUUGGUAAGCAUUGGAAUUGAACGCUAUCUGGCUGUGGCUGAAAGCAUGAGGACAAGAUUCAGGGUUGCUAGAAACCAUUCCAUAGCUGUAGUUUUAAUUAACUGGGUCCUUGCUUUCUUUUUGGGCUGCUUGCCGUUGAUGGGGUGGAACUGCUUGCAUAUGGAAGACAAUCUCUCUGUCCUCUACAGUCCGUUUUGCGUCGACUACCUCAUCUUCAUCGCCAUUCCCAAUGUUGUGGUGGCUUUUAUUAUACCUCUGUUCACUUACCUUAGAAUCAUUAUCAUCUUGAGGAAAAGAAAGCUGAGAAUGAAAGCAUGUGGACAAGCUACGGGCACCUACAAAUCAGCUGAAAUCCAGGUUGCCAGAACGAGCAUUUUUAUUUGGCUCCUGGCGCUGAUCUCCUACGCUCCUUUUUUUGCAGGAGUCAUAUUCGACGCAACCAACCAUCAGUGCCACAUCGAUCUCUACCCAGGCGUCUACAUCUUUCGAAACUGCACGGCUAUGCUGAUAACCAUGAACUGUUUGGGAAACCCCAUAAUAUACACCCUGAAAGCCAAAACUCUGGGGGCUAAACUCAAGGCUCUGAAAUGCCUCUCCACCAACCGUGUCCGAGCCUGCACCAUUGAGAACAUCUAGCCAGGACUGCCCUUGGUCCAGGACUGCUGGCUUGCCUGAGCUAGUCAAUGUAGCUGGAGAAAGAUCUGAUCCGAGGCCAGAUUCCUGCCGGGGGGGGUUCAGCAUCCAGUGUGGGGACAGCUCUGGGGCGCAGAAACCAGCGCGGGGAGGCGCGGGGUGGGCUGGAGCUUUGUGGCUUCUCUCAGCAGCUUUCAUAGCCUUCGGUAGCCAGUGAAUCGCGCGCAGCGUUGCGGUGGUUUGCAGCUUUCCUUCGCCAAGUGGUCUGGGGUGUGUGCCUCGUUUGUCUAGCCUCUAAAUGGGAACAGGAGAGCUGUUUUGCUUGGAGAUAAAAAUAACUCCAUUAGCCAUAUUUACUUUGCAUUUGGAGAUAGGCUUCUGUUGUGCUCGCUUUGCUGCUGGGAUUCACAUCCUUUUUGUAUUGCUUUUAUGUUUUUGAAGACAGUUAAAUGGCUAGAAAAUUCUCAGUAGUGUGGGGGAAAUGUAAUUAUACUUUCUCAUUUACGGUCAGUCAAAUCAUACUUUUGAAUACUUGACGAAUCUCUUUAUUAAUGGGGGCACUCGGUGCUGGUUUACUGUUGUAAUUUUAACUGCAGUAUGUAGCUGGAUUGCGCGUUUUUGUGAGAUGUUUGUGACUAUGCUUUUCAUAUUUCUGCUUAUAAGUAGAGGUACUCUUGAGCCCAUGGCUUUUGAAAUUUGCAGCAUGCUAGGAGAAAACCUCACUUGAAUUCUUCAGUAUCAGAACUGCAGUCAAGUUGCCUGUACUAAACAAAACAAAAUAAAAAUAUUAAGACCGA
Phalacrocorax carbo (great cormorant) is the source of this 6315-nucleotide messenger RNA. The record is from RefSeq and is a predicted model, not a curated record. NCBI's taxonomy places the organism in Eukaryota, Metazoa, Chordata, Aves, Suliformes, Phalacrocoracidae.